Molecule: messenger RNA, 1048 nt
Organism: Musa acuminata subsp. malaccensis (wild Malaysian banana)
Lineage: Eukaryota; Viridiplantae; Streptophyta; Magnoliopsida; Zingiberales; Musaceae
Source: RefSeq, a predicted model, not a curated record
CCCACUUUGUCGGGUGUUUCCAGAAUCAGCAUAUAGGGUUUAGGUUUUGAGCGGCUCUGCCUCCAUGGCUGCUGCGCGUCCUCCGUCGAAGCGCCGCCGGACGAACGGGAGCGAUGGGGGUGCCACCGAGGGGUCUCCUGGAAAGGAGGGCGCGCCCCUCGUGGUCUUGGCCCAUGGCGCCGGGGCCCCAUCCACCUCCGAGUGGAUGCUCAGAUGGAAGGAAAAGUUAGGGGAAGAACUGGAUGCUGUCGAAGUAGUCACUUUCGACUAUCCCUAUAUCUCUGGCGGAAAACGCAAAGCUCCUCCCAAAGCAGAAAAGCUAGUUGAUCAUCACCUGGAUGUUGUGAAACGUGCUAUUAAAGAAUAUCCUGGGCAUCCUCUUAUUCUGGUCGGGAAGUCCAUGGGAUCAAGAGUCAGUUGCAUGGUAGCUGGUAAGGAAGAUAUCAAUGUUUCAGCAAUCGUAUGCUUGGGUUAUCCACUAAAGGGCAUGAACGGAGUAGUACGCGAUGAGACAUUAUUGCAGCUAAAGGCUCCGACUAUGUUUGUGCAGGGAAGCAAAGAUAGUUUGUGUCCUCUGGAUAAGCUGGAAAGCACCCGCAAGAAAAUGAAAUGUGUCAAUGAGCUGCAUGUGAUCGAUGGCGGUGACCACUCAUUCAAAAUUGGAAAGAAGCACCAACAGUCCACCGGGAUAGAUCAGGACGAAGCCGAAGAAAGAUCUCUGAAGGCAAUAGCCGACUUUGUCAACAGAUCUAUCCUAGAACAGUGGUGAUAUGCGAAAAGCACAAGCCAACCUGAAGGUUGCUAAUUCCAACACCGUCGAGUCUCCUCCUUUGGCACGCUAGGAUCCUAAUUUAUAAUCUGACUGUGGCACGGGUGUUUCGGGUCCUGUGAUGUUUGAUAGUUUUAAGGUGUAAGAUUUUGUAAAUCAAUGCUGUGUGCUUGAAAUACACCAACACUUGCAUCCUAUUGUGCUGACUUUCCACUCUUAACGCAUGUAUUUGCUUUGCCCUUUUAUCUUAUUGUGGAAAUACCAUAAAUCUUGAAUUGA